Messenger RNA from Coffea eugenioides, 3562 nucleotides. RefSeq names its product pentatricopeptide repeat-containing protein At1g77170, mitochondrial. Gene Ontology annotation, molecular function: RNA binding; protein binding. The coding region runs from base 73 to 1494 and encodes 473 amino acids. Lineage: Eukaryota; Viridiplantae; Streptophyta; Magnoliopsida; Gentianales; Rubiaceae. The record is from RefSeq and is a predicted model, not a curated record. The transcript has a single exon. Gene Ontology annotation, biological process: RNA modification.
UUGAUCAAUCUGCGGCAUGAACCACCACCACCACCGCUACCACUACCACUACCACGGCGGGACUGCGGCCACAUGACAUUCAUCCCUUACGUCCCCCGCACGUUGGUCGGCACUCUAAUCCCCAAGUACCUGGUAAUAAUUAGCCGUACAAUUUCUGCUCAAGCCGCAGUUAGCAAUGCUAACUUCAACCCCAUCCCACGACCGCCAAACCAGCCCACUGAAGAUUAUGCAAAAACCAUAGCAACCCAAAUCUCAAAGUGCACUAAUUUGAAACAGCUUAACCAAAUCCACGCUCACAUCACGCGCACCCACUUUUUAGCAUUGUACCCAGUUUCAUUUCAUUAUAACAAUCUAAUGAGAUCGUAUGCCAAUCUAAAUUCACCCGUAAAGGCUCACCAUUUGUUUGUUGAAAUGUCCCGAGCUGGUAUUACAGUAGACACAUUUACACUACCAAUUGUACUAAAAUCCGUGUCCCAAUAUUUUGAUUCAUCGAUGUUAAGACAGGUUCACGGGAUGGCAAUUAAGUUGGGGCUAGAGAAAAAUAUGUAUUGUGAGAGUGGGUUGAUAAGUUUGUAUUGUAAGGCGGGUGAGUUUCGAAACGCCCAUAAAUUGUUUGAUGAAAAUACCGACAGGAAGUUGGGUUCCUGGAAUGCUUUGAUUGCUGGCUUGUCACAAAGUGGGCGUGGGAAGGAAGCGAUAAGGAUGUUUAUGCAAUUGAAAGAAUGUGGGUUUCAGCCUGAUGAUGUUACGAUGGUUAGUGUAACUUCUGCUUGUGGAGGUUUAGGGGAUGUGAAUUUAGCACUUCAGUUGCAUAAAUGUGUGUUUCAAGCAAAAAGUUUGGAAAAGUUGGAUUUGUUGAUGAUGAAUUCACUUAUUGAUAUGUAUGGAAAGUGUGGUAGAAUGGAUUUGGCUAACAAGGUGUUUAUGAAGAUGGAAGAAAGAAAUGUGUCAUCCUGGACAUCUAUGAUUGUCGGCUAUGCAAUGCAUGGGCACGUCAGGGAUGCACUAGAGUGCUUCCAUGAUAUGAGAAAUGCUGGAGUGAAGCCUAACCAUGUAACAUUUGUUGGAGUGUUGAGUGCAUGUGUUCACGGUGGGAGGGUGCAGGAGGGAAAACAUUAUUUCAAGAUGAUGAAGAAUGAGUAUGGGAUUGCUCCCAUGUUGCAACAUUAUGGAUGCAUGGUGGAUUUGCUAGGCCGGGGAGGUUUACUUGAUGAAGCUAGGGUCAUGGUGGAAGAGAUGCAAAUGAAACCUAAUGUGGUCAUUUGGGGUUGUUUGAUGGGUGCCUCUGAGAAAUAUGGAGCUGUUGAGAUGGGAGAGUGGGUAGCUAAGCACUUGCUUGAGUUGGAACCUUGGAAUGAUGGGGUAUACGUGGUUUUAUCCAAUAUCUAUGCUAGUAAUGAUCUGUGGGAAGAGGUAGAAAGAAUAAGAGGGAUUAUGAAGGAGAGAAAACUGGCUAAGAUUCCAGCUUAUAGCUUAUCCACUAGCACUGGUUGAAAUCCACUAGAUUAGCAUGCAUUGGUUUUCUUUUAAUUUAUCCUUUUAUCAGAUGCAGUUUUAAUUGGACUAUUUGUGAUUAACUGACUUUCACAAAUCUGAACUCUUCUCGCCAUGCUUCUGUUUACUUGCUAUUUGUCCCGUGAGUUUUUUCUAGGAGAUGUUAGAUUUUGGAUAAGGACAAAGGAGAGCAAGACAAAAUAAAGUUGAAGCUCCUUGUAUACGGGACAUAAAUAUGAAUUGCCAGCAUUCAUCCUCAUACAGCUGGUUUCUUGAUGCCAUGAAGUUUCUGGGAGAUCUUAGAUGGACAGCAUGCAGAAAGGUUAUUUCUGGUCUUGCAGCUGGAAAACAAUGCUAACAUGUUCAGUUCUAGGUCUGACUUACUAGCAUUUUGUUCCUCCUAGACCAUGCGUGGGUAAACAGUGUUGGAUCACAUGAUUUAUUUUCUGCCUUUGCUUCUCUUCUAUUCCAGUUGUUUCAAAUGAGCAUCAUUAAUACGCAUGAUUGAUAACAUUGGAUGCAGAUUGAAGCAGUUCAAGUUGUCAAGAUGUUAACACUGUGAAUGUACAUUGAUUGACUUAAAAAUAUUUCGUAUUUAUAAUAUCUUUGAACAGGGAAUUUUCUCCACCUGGUAGAGAAUGAUAUACCAUGUUGUAUAGGCAUUGGAAAUAAGUAUAGCCCAGGUCAGGGAUAAGUAAAUUCCAAAAAUGAUUUCAAAGUAGAUCAUGGAUGAAAUUUGGAGUGAUAUGAUAUAGAGAUCGUCUCUUAUCAUUUCAGGUUUUAUUUCUGAUUGUUUGGUUGUGAGCGAGUGCUUAAUUUACCGAGUAUUUAUUAUUUUGGUUUUGUCACAGUUACGCACUGACCACCCUGCAACAUUCACAAGUCUGCUGACGUUUUUCUGUUUCUUGGUCUUGCUGUGGUUGCCCCUUUUUACAUUAAUCCUUGUCAAGGGAACUGUUAGAGCUUGUUUCAACUCUGAUGUUGAAAGCAUAUCAACUCCAAGGAUAUGAGCCUGGAGAUGUAUAGCUCAUUAUUGAUUGGUUAUACUGGCAAUUAGAUGGGCUAUUAUUUACUUGGCACCCAUGUUUUGGCAUAUCUAAGCAUUUUAUACUUGAGAACAAAGAAUAGAGAAACUCAUGUAAGAAUGAAGACGAGUGAUUUCUUAGGUGUACAAAAGUAUGUUUGUGAAACACAUGUUAACUAUGGCUAUGUCAAGUUAGUGUUCUUAAUUAGUACCAUCCAUAAAUGACUGGACAAUGUAACUCAUGUAAAUAUUACAAGAUGUCAACUUGAUAUAUGAACACAGUUGAAAGUCUGAAUUCUGUUUAUCAUGAGAUGUUUGUAAAUUACAAUUCAAGUUGUUGGAGGUCCAUUAAUUAUGUCAGAUUUAGUAUCUUUACUUCUUUGCUCAUGUUUUUCCUAUCUGCCUCUAUUCAGCAUUUAUUCCCAUCACUUGGUUUGCGAGGUUUCUUCCCUUUAGGGCCAAUGAUGUUCAAAUUUAUUUGGGGCACAUCUGGGGAGAUUUCCACUUUUCUAUUUUUCCAGCUUGUUUAACAUUUUUCUGGGAAAUGAGUCUAUGCACCGUUAUUUCCUUGGCGUCUUGCAUUACUUCCUAUUAUGGUUAAGAAGCUAAAAGGCUUCUUUGUCUUGACCGAAUUGUUAAAGCUUAUUAACUAGAAAACUGCCCUUCUAUGUCAAUGAAUAUGACUGUAAGGUCCUAGUCUAUUGCAUUUUUUUUUUUCAUGGCAUGUAUUUCUGCAGAUGUAAAGUGAAAUAGUGAAGACAUGAUCCAGCUGACCUUGGCUGGUUUUUUGUGAAGUUAAAAUUCAACUUUGGCUUGUCUAUAUGCUGCACUUGAAGUAUCACAGCAGCUAUAUUUUCUGGACAUGGAAUAUGAAUCUUGAUGAUCAGCUUAAAAUAAUGUUGGGUUCCAUUUGCUAUGGCAUGAAUCUUUUAGUUCAGAGCAAGAGGCAAAUAAGCAGUUAUAAUCACUGCAUUUGGCAAGUAGCAGGUCAAAUAGAUUGUCUUCUGGAGAUAGCCAUUUGAUAAUAUUAGAUUUUGAUAAUAA